AUGAGUGUGGAGGCGUACGGGCCGAGCUCCCAGACCCUCACCUUCUUGGACACCGAGGAAACGGAGUUGCUCGGAGCAGACACCCAGGGCUCCGAGUUCGACUUCACUGACUUCACGCUCCCCAGCCAGACGCAAACUCAAGGCCAGACCCAGAGCCAGCUGGACUGCCAGGUAAAUGGUCCAGAUGAGGGUCUUCUCAACGGUGGAGUGGAUGACCCCGUGGGCAAGACCAGCCAGUUGUUGGGCGAACUCAACUUUGAAGAGGAUGAGGAAGACACGUAUUACACCAAAGACCUACCUGUGCACGCUUGCAGCUACUGUGGUAUACACGACCCAGCGUGCGUGGUGUAUUGUAAUACCAGCAAGAAGUGGUUCUGUAAUGGCCGUGGCAACACAUCUGGAAGCCACAUUGUGAACCACAUGGUGAGGGCGAAAUGCAAAGAAGUGACUCUGCACAAGGAUGGGCCACUGGGCGAAACAGUGCUGGAAUGUUACAACUGUGGCUGCCGCAAUGUCUUCCUCUUGGGCUUUAUCCCAGCUAAAGCCGAUUCUGUGGUGGUGCUUCUUUGCAGGCAGCCCUGUGCUAGCCAGAGCAGCUUGAAGGACAUCAACUGGGACAGCUCCCAGUGGCAGCCACUGAUCCAGGACCGCUGUUUUCUGUCCUGGCUGGUGAAGAUCCCAUCAGAGCAGGAGCAACUUCGGGCACGUCAGAUCACUGCCCAGCAGAUCAAUAAGCUGGAAGAACUCUGGAAGGAUAAUCCCACGGCUACCUUGGAGGACCUGGAGAAACCGGGCGUGGAUGAGGAGCCUCAGCACGUGCUGCUGCGCUAUGAGGAUGCCUACCAGUAUCAAAACAUCUUUGGCCCUCUGGUCAAACUGGAGGCCGACUACGACAAGAAGCUUAAAGAGUCUCAGACCCAAGACAAUAUAACAGUCAGGUGGGACCUUGGGCUGAACAAAAAGCGGAUUGCCUAUUUCACACUGCCUAAGACAGAUUCAGGUGAUAUGCGGCUGAUGCAGGGCGAUGAGAUCUGCCUGCGGUACAAGGGAGACCUGGCCCCGCUGUGGAAGGGCAUAGGCCACGUCAUCAAAGUCCCUGACAACUACGGGGAUGAAAUUGCGAUUGAGUUGCGGAGCAGUGUUGGAGCACCUGUGGAAAUCCCACACAACUUCCAGGUGGACUUUGUUUGGAAAUCCACUUCCUUUGACAGGAUGCAGAGUGCCCUGAAAACCUUUGCGGUAGACGAGACCUCUGUGUCCGGCUACAUAUACCACAAACUUCUGGGCCACGAAGUUGAGGACGUCACCAUCAAAUGCCAGCUGCCGAAGCGCUUCACUGCCCAGGGCCUGCCAGACCUCAAUCACUCACAGGUGUAUGCUGUUAAGACGGUGCUGCAGAGGCCUCUGAGUCUGAUCCAGGGACCUCCCGGAACUGGGAAGACUGUCACAUCUGCCACAAUUGUCUAUCACCUGUCCAGACAGGGCAACGGGCCUGUUCUGGUGUGCGCUCCUAGCAAUAUUGCCGUGGACCAGCUGACCGAGAAGAUCGACAAGACCGGCCUGAAAGUGGUCAGGCUGUGUGCUAAGAGCCGAGAGGCCAUCGAGUCCCCCGUGUCUUUUCUGGCACUGCAUAACCAGAUCAGCAACAUGGACAGCAUGCCGGAGCUGCAGAAGCUGCAGCAGCUGAAGGAUGAGACCGGAGAGCUGUCGUCCGCCGACGAGAAGCGCUACAGGGCUCUGAAGCGUACUGCCGAGAGGGAGCUGCUGAUGAACGCUGAUGUGAUUUGCUGCACCUGUGUUGGAGCCGGAGAUCCCCGUCUGGCCAAGAUGCAGUUCCGCUCCAUCCUCAUUGACGAGAGCACCCAGGCCACUGAGCCCGAGUGCAUGGUGCCGGUGGUGUUGGGGGCCAAACAGCUCAUUCUUGUUGGUGACCACUGCCAGCUGGGUCCAGUCGUGAUGUGCAAGAAAGCAGCGAAGGCUGGCCUCUCUCAGUCCCUGUUUGAACGAUUGGUGGUUCUCGGAAUCCGACCAAUCCGCCUGCAGGUCCAGUACCGCAUGCACCCGGCGCUCAGUGCUUUCCCCUCCAACAUCUUCUACGAGGGGUCCCUUCAGAACGGUGUCACUGCAGCUGAUCGCAUCAAGAAAGGGUUCGACUUCCAGUGGCCUCAGCCAGAUAAGCCCAUGUUCUUUUAUGUGACGCAGGGUCAAGAGGAAAUCGCCAGCUCUGGAACCUCAUACCUUAACAGGACCGAGGCGGCCAACGUAGAGAAAAUCACCACUAGGCUGCUGAAGGCGGGAGCCAAACCUGACCAGAUUGGCAUCAUCACCCCGUACGAGGGUCAGCGCUCAUACCUGGUCCAGUAUAUGCAGUUCAGUGGCUCCCUGCACACCAAACUCUAUCAGCAAGUGGAAAUUGCCAGUGUGGAUGCCUUCCAGGGCAGAGAGAAGGACUUCAUCAUCCUGUCCUGCGUCCGCGCCAACGAGCAUCAGGGCAUCGGCUUCCUGAACGAUCCUCGCCGUCUCAACGUGGCGCUCACCAGAGCCAAAUAUGGUGUGAUCAUCGUGGGGAACCCCAAAGCCCUCUCCAAGCAGCCGCUGUGGAACAACCUGCUCAACAACUACAAGGAACAGAAGGUCCUUGUGGAGGGACCCCUCAACAACCUGAGAGAGAGCCUCAUGCAGUUCAGCAAGCCGCGCAAACUGGUCAACACCAUCAACCCCGGGGGGCGUUUUAUGAGCACGGCCAUGUACGAUGCCCGUGAGGCCCUCAUCCCCGGCUCUGCCUACGACCGCAGCAGCGCUGCCGGGCGUCCCUCCAACAUGUACUUCCAAACACACGACCAGAUCGGGAUGAUUGGGGCAGGCCCCGGUCACAUGGCCGCUAUGAAUAUCCCCAUACCCUUCAACUUGGUGAUGCCUCCAAUGCCUCCACCCAGUUACUUGGGUCAGACUAACGGCCCUGCUGCAGGUCGUGGUGCUAUGAAGGGAAAGCCAGGAAGGACUGGGCGACAAAGGAUGCGUGGCUCCGGGAGCCAGGGUAACGGGCUGAUCAGCCAGGUCAGCCAGGACGGGGCCUCCCAGUCCUUCUCUCAGGGACCACUGACACAGGGUUACAUCUCGAUGAGCCAGCCCUCUCAGAUGAGCCAGCCUGGCCUCUCCCAGCCAGAGUUGUCCCAGGACAGUUACCUGGGCGAUGAGUUCAAGUCCCAGAUCGAUGUGGCUUUGUCCCAGGACUCAACUUACCAGGGCGAACGUGCCUACCAACAUGGCGGCGUGACUGGACUGUCACAGUACUAA
This is a messenger RNA of Menidia menidia (Atlantic silverside), 3297 nucleotides long. The record is from the annotation of a GenBank genome assembly. NCBI's taxonomy places the organism in Eukaryota, Metazoa, Chordata, Actinopteri, Atheriniformes, Atherinopsidae.